AUGCCGUCCACUUACGAGCCUCUUGGCCAGGACGCUCCGGACGACGCCUUCCAUGCAGGAUCGUCCUCGCGCCCUGCAGUCAGCGCCGCCUAUCUUCCCAAGCCCGAGACAUACUAUGGCGACGGCCCCUUUGACCCUCCGAGCUCGGACGAUGAAUCCGACAUCCUGCUUGAGAAGGGCGCCCCCCGUUCCCCUAGCCUCAUCGAGGAGGACGGCGAUCUCGUCGUGGGUAGUAGCAGUCGCAAAACACGACCGGCAUCCUUGAAAUACCUCAUUAUCUCCCUCGUUUCUCUCGUUUCCCUUGCCGUCUUCAUCGGCAUAUUCGCCGCAAGAUCCUACACUGGCACCGCUUUCCGCAUACAGGGCGUCCAGCACCUCACCAUGGACCAUAUUUUCAACGGCACCUUCUCCGCACACAGGAAGGACAUCCACUGGGUCCCAGAGGCGGGGGAUGGUGUGUACGCAGUCGUCGAAGGCUCGAGUAUUUCCCUCCACGAUCUCAAGACCAACACCACGCAGGUAUUGGUCUCUCUGUUUGACAUCAAAGACGAACAUGGCAUUCCGCUCAGUUGGGCAGAGUGGAAGCUUUCCAAGGACAUGAAGUAUCUCCUCGUCAAGGCUGACUAUCAGAAGCAAUGGCGGCAUUCGAGCUUCGGCAACUACUAUGUGCACGAGUUCGCGACCAAGGUGACCCGCCCCCUGAUCCCACCCUCCCGACCACCCGUGACCGCGUAUGCUACGUGGUCGCCAACGGGCGAUUCCAUCGCGUUCGUCGCCUUGAACGAUCUCUACGUCGUCCCCUCUCCCUUCGACGACCCGGUCCGCGUGACGACCUCCGGCAACGCCUCCCUCUUCCACGGCGUCCCCGACUGGGUGUACGAAGAGGAGGUGUUCUCGUCCGACUACGCGCUCUGGUGGGCGCCCGACUCGUCCAAGCUCGCGUUCCUCGCGUUCGACGAGACCGCCGUGGACGAGUACACGUUCCCGGUCUACAACCCGACCGAGGACUCGCACACGGUCGUGCCGUACCCCGGGCACGUCGUCAUGAAGUACCCGAAGCCGGGGUACGCGAACCCGCUCGUGAGCGUGCACGUGUUCAGGCUGGACAGCUACCUCGCAAGUGUCAGGCAGGUCGGGGGUUCUGGUAACGUUAACACGACGGAGUUUGCGAAGCAGGCGACGCUAGAGCUGGACUGGGACGGGAGACAGGCGAGGGAUAACAGUGUGGUUGCGGAGGUCGCUUGGGUGAGCGGGAGCGCACUGCUUGUGAAGGAGGUGAACCGGGCGGCGGAGGACGGGCAUGUGGUCUACUUCGACUUAGGCCAGGUGGGCGCUAUUGGGGUGCCGGUGAGGAAGUUGGGGAAGGAGGGCGAGCAGGGAGAUGAUGGCUGGAUCGACGCUUCGCAGGCGAUCUAUCCCAUCGAGGCCGCGUUAUCGCAGAACGGUGCGCCCGCUUACCUGGACGUAGUCCCCACCCCGGAAGGGUACAACCAUAUCGCGCUAUUCAGCCCUGCGAACUCGAGCACGCCGCAGUUCCUGACGUACGGCGAGUGGGAGGUCACGAGCGGGAUACUCGCCGUCGACAACAACCGUUCUCUCGUGUACUUCCAGGCCGCGAACCCAUCGUCGACGCAGCGCCAUAUUUACUCGGUGCCGUUGCCGAAGGGGAGGGACGCGGAACGAGUCGCGCCAAGCUCUCUUACGGACGUGUCGAGCCCCGGGUAUUAUGAUGCUAGCUUUUCGCCUGGGGGCGCGUUCUACCUCCUCAGCUACCGUGGACCACAUCCGCCAUGGCAACGCGUCAUCCACGUUGGGGAUCAUACGUUCGACUACGUCGUAAGCGAAAACCCGCAACUGAACGACACGCUCGCCACGUACGAGCUCCCAAUCGUGACCCACACCACGAUCGACUCGGACGGGUACGAGCUGAACGUGCUCGAGCUGCGCCCCGCGCGGAUGGACGACUCGGGCCGGACGAAGUACCCCGUGCUCUUCCGCGUGUAUGGGGGCCCCUUCUCGCAGAUGGUCGACGUAGGCUUCCGGCACGACUGGCACGACUACGUCGUGUCCGAGCUGCAGUACAUUGUUGUCAUCGUCGAUGGUCGCGGGACGGGAUGGAAGGGAAGGGGCUUGAGGAACCCGGUGAAGAACCAGCUGGGGAAGUGGGAGACGCGGGACCAGAUCAAUGCUGCGAAGGUGUGGGCUGCGAAGGAGUAUGUGGACACGAAGAGGAUCGGGAUUUGGGGAUGGAGCUAUGGUGGGUUCAUGAGUUCGAAGGUCGUCGAGGCUGAUGCGGGCGUGCAUUCAUUGGCGAUCGCUGUUGCGCCCGUGACUAGCUGGAGGUUAUACGACUCGAUCUACACCGAGCGUUAUAUGAACCUGCCAGCAGUCAACCCCGACGGUUAUGUGACCGCAUCGAUCUCGAACGUGACCGGGUUCCACAACGUCGACUUCCUGCUCAUGCACGGCAGCGGAGACGACAACGUACACUACGCCAACUCCGCGCACCUGCUUGACAUGUUCACCGCCGAGAAGGUGCGCAACUUCCGAUUUAGGAUGUUCACCGACAGCGAUCACAGCAUCUACCGCCGUGGGGCGAACCGGGAGUUGUACGAGCAGAUGACGGAGUUCUUGCUGGAGAAGUGGGGAAAGGGUGGGAAGAGGAGGGCGUGGUGAUGUUAGCGUAUACGCAC
Messenger RNA from Dichomitus squalens LYAD-421 SS1, 2693 nucleotides. RefSeq names its product dipeptidyl aminopeptidase. Lineage: Eukaryota; Fungi; Basidiomycota; Agaricomycetes; Polyporales; Polyporaceae. Gene Ontology annotation, molecular function: serine-type endopeptidase activity; dipeptidyl-peptidase activity. Gene Ontology annotation, biological process: proteolysis. The transcript has 11 exons. The record is from RefSeq and is a predicted model, not a curated record. Bases 1 to 2676 code for a protein of 891 amino acids.